Glarea lozoyensis ATCC 20868 is the source of this 2754-nucleotide messenger RNA. RefSeq names its product ARM repeat-containing protein. The record is from RefSeq and is a predicted model, not a curated record. The coding region runs from base 1 to 2754 and encodes 917 amino acids. Gene Ontology annotation, molecular function: structural molecule activity. Lineage: Eukaryota; Fungi; Ascomycota; Leotiomycetes; Helotiales; Helotiaceae. The transcript has 5 exons. Gene Ontology annotation, biological process: endoplasmic reticulum to Golgi vesicle-mediated transport; intra-Golgi vesicle-mediated transport; intracellular protein transport. Gene Ontology annotation, cellular component: COPI vesicle coat; endoplasmic reticulum-Golgi intermediate compartment; Golgi membrane.
AUGAGUUAUAGCAAGAAAGAUGAAGACGGCGAUGCCACAAUCAUGAAGGUAGACAGAACCUCUGUCUUCCAAGAAGCGCGACUGUUCAAUUCCUCUCCAAUCCAGCCUCGAAGAUGUCGAGUACUUCUUACCAAGAUCGCGCUGCUUCUCUAUACAGGAGAGAAAUUUCCCACGAACGAAGCUACCACCCUGUUCUUCGGAAUCUCGAAACUCUUCCAGAAUAAAGAUGCCAGCUUACGGCAGAUGGUUCACCUUGUCAUUAAGGAAUUGGCUUCAUCCGCGGAGGAUAUUAUUAUGGUCACAGCAACCAUUAUGAAGGAUACCGGUGGUGGAACAGACGCAAUUUACAGACCAAACGCAAUCCGUGCCCUAUGUCGGAUUAUUGAUGGGUCUACGGUCCAAAGUAUCGAACGUGUCAUGAAAACGGCGAUUGUUGAUAAGAAUCCCUCCGUAUCCUCAGCCGGGUUGGUAUCUUCAUACCACCUGCUUCCGAUAGCACGAGAUGUUGUACGCAGAUGGCAAAGCGAAACACAAGAGGCCGCAAGUUCUACCAAAUCAUCUGGCGGCUUCUCGUUAGGCUUUUCCACCUCCUCAAGCCAGGCACCUGUAAAUAACUCGACCAUGACACAAUACCACGCAAUCGGCUUGCUAUAUCAAAUGAGAAUGCAUGACAGGAUGGCAUUGGUUAAGAUGGUUCAGCAGUUUGGAGUAGCAGGUGCUGUAAAAAGCCCUGCAGCCACUGUCAUGCUAGUCCGACUCGCAGCUCAAUUGGCAGAAGAAGACCCUCAGCUUCGAAAGCCAAUGAUGCAGCUCUUGGACGGCUGGCUCCGACACAAGAGUGAAAUGGUCAAUUUUGAGGCUGGUAAAGCGAUCUGCGAAAUGCGAGAUGUUACCGAUGCCGAGCUCGCUCCAGCUGUACUUGUUCUUCAACUUUUCCUCACCUCCCCAAGAGCAGUCACCAAGUUUGCUGCAAUCCGAAUCCUUCACAAUCUCGCAUCCUUCAACCCUCAAGCCGUCCGUCAAUGCCUUUCUGAAUUCGAACUUCUCAUUCUCAAUGCCAAUCGCUCAAUUGCGACCUACGCUAUCACUACGCUCCUGAGAGCCGGAACCGAAAACAUGGUGGACCGGUUAAUGAAGGUGAUCCAGGGCUUCAUGGCUGAUAUUACAGAUGAAUUCAAAAUCACGAUCGUGGAAGCUAUCCGGACAAUGUGUCUCAAAUUCCCGAGCAAGCAAGCGGGUAUGCUAGCAUUUCUCAGUGGGAUUCUACGUGACGAAGGUGGUUACGAGUUCAAGCGUGCUGUUGUUGAGAGUAUGUUCGACUUGAUCAAAUUUGUGCCGGACUCUAAAGAAGAUGCUCUUGCGCACCUAUGCGAAUUCAUUGAAGAUUGCGAGUUCAACAAGCUCGCUGUCCGGAUACUGCAUCUUCUGGGAAUUGAAGGGCCAAAAACGUCACAGCCCACCAAGUAUAUUCGCUAUAUCUACAAUCGUGUCGUAUUAGAAAUUGCCAUUGUCCGAGCUGCGGCGGUCACAGCUCUUGGCAAAUUUGGUGUCGGCCAGAAAGAUCCUGAGGUCAAGCGAAGCGUCACAGUAUUGCUUACUAGAUGCCUGGACGAUGUCGAUGAUGAAGUCCGUGAUCGUGCUGCGCUUAAUUUGCGUCUGAUGAACGAAUCCGAUGAAAUGGCGGACCGGUUUGUCAAGAAUGAAAACACCUUCGCUCUACCGUACUUUGAACAUCAAUUGGUCAUGUAUGUUACUGCUGAGGAUAAGUCAACUUUCGAUUCUCCCUUCGACAUUGCAACAAUUCCUGUUGUCACCAAGGAGCAAGCGGACGCGGAAGAUAGAACGAAGAAACUUACAACAGUUACGCCAGCAGCGAAGGCGCCGAAGACCGGACCAUCGAAGGACCCGGUGUCGAGUGCUGAGGCGUCAGCGAAUGCCUCCGCAGCGGCUCAAAAGUAUCAGGAAGAACUUCUGCAGAUUCCAGAAAUGAAAUCAUACGGCAGUGUCUUGAAAUCCUCGCCGGUUGUCGAACUGACCGAGACAGAAACAGAAUACGUUGUGAAUGUUAUCAAACACAUUUUCAAGGAACACAUUGUCCUCCAGUACGAAGUCAAGAACACUUUACCUGACACUGUGCUAGAGGACGUUUCUGUUGUUGCAACACCGUCGGACGAGGAAGAGCUUGAGGAAGACUUCAUUAUCCCUGUGUCAAAACUGGCCACAGAUGAGCCAGGCACCAUCUAUGUCUCUUUCAAGAAGCUAACCGGCGAGGCUUCGUUCCCAGCAAGUUCUUUUACCAACGUCUUGAAAUUUACAAGCAAGGAGAUCGAUCCUACGACUAGUGAGCCAGAAGAGACUGGCUAUGAUGAUGAAUACCAAGUCGAAGAUCUCGAGCUCAAUGGAAGUGAUUAUGUCGUACCUGCUUUCGCUGCUGAUUUUAGCACGAUCUGGGAAGAAGUCGGCACUGCCGGAGAGGAGGCUCAGGAAACACUGCAGCUCAGUGGGGUCAAGAGCAUCGCCGACGCCACCGAACAGCUUACAAAAACUCUGUCACUACAACCUUUGGAUGGUACCGAUGUGCCUGUUAACACGACAACACAUACCCUCAAACUGUUUGGUAAGACUGUUACUGGUGGAAAGGUUGUAGCAAAUAUUCGGAUGGCCUACUCCACAAAAUCUGGGGUCACAAGUAAAAUCGUGGUCCGCAGUGAAGAGGAAGGUGUUGCAGAAUUGGUCAUUGGGUCUGUUGCUUAG